AUGGAUAUCGACAAUACCGAUACCGAUUAUAAGAUUUUGGACGUUCAAACAAUUAUCAAUAUGUCAUCUCGAGGGCGUGGAUACGGUGGUAGAGGCAGUUACAAUGGCAGAGGUAGUAGUUAUAGAGGGUCCUAUCGUGGAAGUAGUAGUCGUGGCAACUAUGAAGGAGGACGCGGUGGCAGAGGCGGAGGAUACUCAUCUUACAACAACGACUCCCGAUAUAACAGCAGCAGCGCCAAUAGAUAUGUCUCAAGUCGUGAUAGGAUAGAUGAUUCUUAUAAAAAACCGUAUCGAUCAGAAAGUUCUACUAGUUAUUCAAAUCGUGACUAUGGUGGUAGAUCAGGCUCACCAGAUCGCAAAAGGAUAAGGAUGGAGGGCUCCUCGAGCGAUAGACGUAGUCACGAUGGGGGUCACUAUGGCGGGUCGUAUGGACGCCAGGAGGGUUACGGCGGCGAGCGGCGCUCGUUCGGCGAGGAUAGAAGGCGGUCGCCGGCCCGAGAGAGCUACCGCAAAGCGAGCGGCAUGGGCCCGCCGCGCGAGCCGCCGCGCUCCGCCGUGCGCCCGCGCGCGCCGCGCCGCUCCUUCCGCGGACGCACGCUGCGCUCGCGCGCCUCCUACCGAGGAGCCCCGCGCUCUCGUGGCUCCUUCACUUCUAGACGAUUCGCUGAUCGAUCGCUGGGAUACACCCGAGCAUUUAGAAGUGUCAAGGGCCGAAGCUCAGUAAAGUCAAAAGAAGAAGAGGCAUCCUCUACAGAAGAAGAUUGGGAAGCUGAUGAGAAAGAAGAAACUGUAGAAGACAAGAAGGAAGUUAAGACAAAAUCACCAAAAGCCGACCCCGAAGCCUCAGAAGGUGAAGCAGGCGAUGGCGGUGAUGAUACUGACAAGGAACCCGACGCCGCUUCUGAUGCAGCUCCGUCGCAGACGUACGUCCAUCUCUCCUGUGUGCACUGUAAAGAAAAAUGUGCCACAUUUUCUGGUUACGCGAAGCACCUGUUGUCAAGCAAACACCGCGCCGCGAUGAGCGCGGUGGCGCGCCGCCACAAGGCACAGCUGCUGCGCAUGCGCGUGGCGCAGCGCGGCGCCCAGCGCGAGCUGGAGGCAGCGGCCGGCGCCGAGCUGGCGGCACGCACCACCUUCUGCCUGGUGUGCCGCCUCAACCACCGCACCACGCGCCACGCGCACAAUCUCACCGACACGCACCGCGCCAUGAAGCGCUUCCUCAUGCCCUUCUGCCGCAUCUGCCGCACCACUUUCCGCUCACCCAUGAUCUACGAACAUCAUAUUAGCUCCAUUGAACAUCUAAAGAAAAAAGCAAGUCAAACAACACGGCGUUCAAGCCCAAAAGCUGAAGCCAGUGGUGAUGAGGGCAUGGAUGUGGAUUUAGAUAACUUUAUGACUUUGGAUUCUGUGGGUGAUGUAGAUGAAGUUGAAGAUGAUGAUUCAGGUGGUGAGAAAAAAGAGGAUUCCAGCCCAAAAAAAGCAAAAGUGGAAAUUAAUAUUGGAAGUGAACAUAUCAAAAAGAUGGAGGUGUGGUGGUGCGAGCUGUGCCGCGUGUAUCUGCCGCGCGCGGAGGCCGGCAGCACGGAGGAAUCGGAGGCGCUGCGCCGCCACUGCCGCCUGCGCAUCCACCUCGGCCGCUACGUGCAGCACCGCGACACGCGCACGCUGCGCCGCCACGCCGAGCGCAUCCACCGCCAGUUGCACCAGCAAAAAGAAGAUGAAAAAGAAGCAACUAAUGAGGACAACACUGAGAAAGCCAAGGUAGAAAAAAAUGAAACAGCAUCUGAAAAGAAAUGUAUAGAAAAUGGAGCUGAUGUCGCAAAUGCUUCUGGCAGUGAAGAUAAAUUGUGGGCAGACGUUGAUAAAGACAUCGGAGAAUUACUUCGAGAAGUAGAUCCUCAAGGCAAUGAAGCUAGUGAUGAUGAAGAAGACCUUGGAAGGUAUGAUAAAUUUCGUAAGAGUGACAAGAAAUCUAAACCAGGUGACGAUGAAGAAGCUAAUCCAAAGACAGAAGAGGACAACAAUGAAAAACCGAAGGUUGAUGACAAAGCUUCUACA
Messenger RNA from Brenthis ino (lesser marbled fritillary), 2058 nucleotides. The record is from the annotation of a GenBank genome assembly. Lineage: Eukaryota; Metazoa; Arthropoda; Insecta; Lepidoptera; Nymphalidae.